This is a messenger RNA of Mesocricetus auratus (golden hamster), 1069 nucleotides long. RefSeq names its product olfactory receptor 4F6-like. The coding region runs from base 1 to 939 and encodes 312 amino acids. Gene Ontology annotation, molecular function: G protein-coupled receptor activity; olfactory receptor activity. Lineage: Eukaryota; Metazoa; Chordata; Mammalia; Rodentia; Cricetidae. The transcript has a single exon. Gene Ontology annotation, cellular component: membrane. Gene Ontology annotation, biological process: G protein-coupled receptor signaling pathway. The record is from RefSeq and is a predicted model, not a curated record.
AUGAUGAGAGCAAACCAAUCUACAGUGUCUGAAUUUGUGCUACUGGGGCUCUCAAACUCCUGGGAGAUCCAGAUUUUUCUUUUUUUCUUUUUCUGUUUGUUCUAUGUGUCCAGUUUGACAGGAAACUUCAUCAUAGUUGUCACUGUCACUUCUGACCCCUACUUGCAUUCACCCAUGUAUUUUCUACUGGCAAAUCUCUCUGUUAUUGAUCUUAUAUUUUGUUCCAUUGCAGCACCCAAAAUGAUUUGUGAUCUUUUUAGAAAGCAGAAAGUCAUCUCUUUUGGAGGCUGUAUCAGUCAGAUCUUUUUUAGUCAUGCUGUUGGGGGUACUGAGAUGGUGUUACUCAUAGCCAUGGCCUUUGACAGGUAUGUGGCCAUAUGCAAACCUCUCCACUAUCUGACCAUCAUGAGCCCACGGAUAUGCUUGCUAAUAUUAGUGGCUGCUUGGAUCAUUGGCCUCAUUCAUUCAUCAGCCCAGUUGCCUUUUGUUAUAAACUUGCCCUUUUGUGGUCCUAACAUAUUGGACAGCUUUUACUGUGACAUACCACGACUUCUCAAACUUGCAUGCACAGAUACUUAUAAAUUUGAGUUCAUGGUCACUGCCAACAGUGGGUUCAUUUCCUUGGUUGCAUUCUUUUUACUCAUCAUCUCCUAUAUCUUCCUCCUCAUCACUGUCCAGAAGCACUCCUUAGGACAUUCAACUAAGGCCCUUUCUACUCUGUUGGCUCAUAUCAUGGUAGUAGUUUUGUUUUUUGGCCCAUUGAUUUUUUUCUAUGUAUGGCCUGCUCCUUCAACACAUGUAGAUAAAUUUCUAGCUAUAUUUGAUGCAGUUUUGACUCCUUUUCUAAAUCCAGUUAUCUAUACAUUCAGGAACAGAGAGAUGAAGAUAGCAAUCAGGAAAGGGUUUUGUCAGUUCCUGGGUUUUAGAAAAUCAAUAUAGAUGUCCUGCUUGUGAUAUAAAGUUCCCAAGUGAGGACUGUUCCUAACAGCCAGUCUCCCUAAAGGGCUUUGUGUUAGAAAUUCUUUGAGUACAUUCAGAUAAUCACCACCUGUUGUAUCAGUCUAUUUGU